Messenger RNA from Dichotomopilus funicola, 1377 nucleotides. RefSeq lists its product as uncharacterized. The transcript has 5 exons. The record is from RefSeq and is a predicted model, not a curated record. Lineage: Eukaryota; Fungi; Ascomycota; Sordariomycetes; Sordariales; Chaetomiaceae. The coding region runs from base 1 to 1377 and encodes 458 amino acids.
AUGAGUUGUUGCUUGUUCAUGCAGCCCACCAGCACGGGUUUCGAGAACCGUACCGCGCCGCCGCCCCCCAAUCCGGACCCCAACCCAGAGAACGAGUGGCGCGUUCUCGCCUGCAUCGAGCACAGUAAGUGCGAGGCGCGUAUCGUCGAGGCCGAAGUGCCCCUUGGCACGGCCCAGCAAAUCCAGCCCACAGAGAAAGUUGCUCCCGCUGGUUCAGACGGCUCGGUAUCAGCUAUGACAGCUGUCGGCCCCUUGACUACCACAUUCACGCCUCCAGCAAGCUGUAUCGCUACCGACCCCCAGCUCUAUCAAGUCUGGUCCCGAACCAGCUCGAGUUAUGUUGCGGGCCCUCUUUUUACAGCCGACUCCAAUUGCUUCCCCAAGAGCUACAAUCCAGUCCCGACGAACUAUUACUCUCCAGGCUGGUGUCCGCACGGGUACACGAUCGCCUGCUCGACACUCGCCUCCACGGGUAUCGAAACAGAGACGGCUGCCGUGUGUUGUCCGGGCAACCUGUCUUACACUUGCCUAGCUUCCGGCAAUUCAGGCCAGCCGUUCGUCGGGUGCACGACGGCGUGGUCACGCGCGGAAGGGGUCCUCGGCGUCACGGUCGUGAAAGACGGAACGAUCGACGGGACGACGUCCGUAACCGAGACAGCGAACGCCAUCACAGCCUACGGCAUCCAGAUCCGCUUCCGGUCUAGUGACCCAACACCGGCGCCAAGAAUUGGCGAUCUUGGUCUAUCAGCCAUGACGCAAACAUCGCCAUCGCCGAGUCGGCUUCCCGUCCCAGCCCAAACUUCCCCCCCGCUAUCCUCCCUUUCUUCCUCAGCCACCAACGACGGCAUAAGCACAGCCGCCAUCGUCGGCAUCGCAAUCGGUUCCGCCGUCGCCGGCCUCUUGAUCGCCGGCGCAAUAAGCCUCUUUUUCUUCCUCCGCUGGCGCCGGAAACAUCGCCUCGAGAAACAGGACACCCAAUGGCCCUCGUUCACCCCACCCCCCGUCCCCCCAAAGGAACCCAUGUUUUCGUCCUCUUCCGCUGCCAGCCUGCCCAAGAAGUUGCGGCAUGAAAGCGCAGCGGCUGCAUGGCGCUUCGAGCUCUCCGAGGAGGCCGCCUCGCCGCGAAGACCCUCCAUGGCGCAUUCCAAAAAGGACCUCGCCACCAGAUCCCCCGCGUUCACCGUGUCGCAGUCGUAUGCGAUGUCAUCGUCAUUGAUGGGCACGCGCGAGAGCUUGGUGCCGGCGGGGUAUGAUGUGGUGGAAUUGGAGGCGCCAAAUGAAGCGGUGGAGAGGGACAGGGCGACGCCCGCUUCGGAAGCAAAUGGGUGGGCCGAUAGGCAGCCGAAGGGAGCGACAGCGCAGAUGCCUUGGAUUUAA